UUAGAAUUGUGUCAAAUGUGUCAACACAAACAACAAAACCGGCAAAAACAAAACUUUAACGUCACACAAAAACCAACCAAAACAAAAUCCACCUAAAAAUGAGCGAGAAUAAACCGAGCCGGUUGGAGAACUACCUUCAGUACAACACCUUGACCAUAGUGCCGCAUAUAUUGAGAAAUACAAAUACAAUUUUGGAUUUACGAAAUGAGACAUCGGUUGCAGGGACUAUUUUUGAUGUGGACGGCUACAUGAACAUUACGAUGACAAAUGCCGUUUUCGUGGAUCAGAGAAACAAUCAACAUUCGUUCGAGUCUUACUUCGUUCCAGCUAGAACCAUCCGGUAUAUUCAUAUUCCAGAGUCGAUGAACAUUCAGUCAGCCAUCAACGACUUUUUGAUGAGUAAACACAGACCGAAUCGACCAAAAAAGGUGUUUUCAUUCAAAAUAAGACGUGCCGAACGGAGACACCAAGCGACGCUAAGGGAGCUGGCCCAGUCGAGGAAACAAAACUGAACUCUUCCAUGCCAAACCGGAAUUUUAAUUUUUUUUAUUUGUUUUCCAUUUUACAAUAAAAAUAAAAAAUUAGUACGAACCCUCCACAGAAGACGAACUUGCUAAUACUUUGAACCGACUUGUUAGGAUGAUUUCGUGUCGUUAUGUACACUGUUUGAAGUUUGAAGGCCACACGGUGUUAGACUAGUUCAAUGGCUAAUGCAAUACCCAUUCCGCCUCCGAUGCACAAUGCUGCCACUCCUCGUUUGCCGCCGAUUCGCCGAAGAGCGUA
Molecule: messenger RNA, 783 nt
Organism: Bradysia coprophila
Lineage: Eukaryota; Metazoa; Arthropoda; Insecta; Diptera; Sciaridae
Gene: Lsm10
Product: U7 small nuclear RNA associated Lsm10
Biological process (GO): mRNA 3'-end processing by stem-loop binding and cleavage
Cellular component (GO): nuclear body; cytoplasmic U snRNP body
Molecular function (GO): U7 snRNA binding; histone pre-mRNA DCP binding
Source: RefSeq, a predicted model, not a curated record